AUUUUUGUUAUCUGAUUAGUGUUCUCUCUGCAUGCAGGUAAAAUACCGAUGGUUUUGUUUGGCCUUUCGUCAAUGGAAACACUACUUCUAUCGUUUAACGAACUUAACGGAACUCUAGAUGACAUUCCAGACCCAUUAUCUUCUUUCCUGUACUUUAUUGACUUAAGAAGUAACAGCCUUAAUGGACAUAUCAGCAAAUCUUUCUUUGAUAUGACGAGACUUGAAGUUCUCUGGCUUGGGUCAAAUCAGUUCAAAGGAAUAGUGGAACUUAGCCUUCUUUGGAAGCUCCGGGCACUUGAUUCAUUAGAUCUCUCCAAUAAUAUGGUAUCAGUGAUAGAUGUUGAGGAUGGCUAUCCAAUUCCUUACCUCCAUAAGAUAACAGACCUACUUUUAGCAUCUUGCAACCUUACAAAAAUUCCAGUUGCAUUGACAUAUGUCAGUGAGAUGUCUAACUUGGACCUCUCAAACAACAGAAUAGAUGGAGCCAUACCAAGUUGGAUAUGGGUGAACUGGAAGGAUACUAUAUCCUUUCUGAACCUCUCAAACAAUAUGUUCACUAGCCUAGAAAACUCUCCAUCUGUUAUUCAUGUGAACAGUUUACAAUUUCUCGAUCUUAGUUCCAACAAACUGCAUGGCAGUGUACCUAUACCACUCACAGCUAACACGUGGGUUCUGUUAGAUUACUCAAAGAAUAGCUUCUCUUCUAUUAUACCCGACUUCGGAUGUAUGCUCCAAACAAUAGAUAUAAACAGCAACCGAAUUGAAGGGAAAAUACCCAGAUCACUAUCUAACUGCAGAAGUUUAGAGAUUCUUGACAUUGGUAGCAAUGGAAUUCAUGAUUGUUUUCCCUAUUGGUUGGGUAAAAUGUCCAAUCUCCGGAUUCUCAUCUUGAGAUCUAAUCAAUUCUAUGGCUCAAUACAAGGCCCUACUGAAUUUGAUGCAAACAGUAAGCACUUCUCGGGUUUGCAGAUUAUUGAUUUGGCCUCAAAUAACUUUUCUGGGAGCUUGAAUUCAAAAUGGUUUGACAGGCUAGAAACAAUGAUGACCAAUUCUAGCGGUGAGGGUAAUGCUCUGGUCAUUGGCAAAAAUAUUCCUGGAGAUAAUUACUACCAUGAAAGCCUCACAUUCAAAGGGAUUGAUCUUACAUUUACCAAGAUCUUGAGUACUUUUAAGAUGAUUGACUUCUCAAACAACGCAUUUGAUGGCCCCAUUCCAGAAUCAAUUGGGAAGCUUAUUGCUCUACAUGGCCUGAACGUGUCACAUAACUGCUUCACUGGAGGAAUCCCAUCAAAGCUUGGUGAAUUGGCUCAGCUCGAGUCACUGGACCUAUCUCGGAACAAGUUCUCAGGGCUGAUCCCACAGGAGCUAGCCACCCUAACAUAUCUUGCAGUGCUGAAUCUCUCCUACAAUGAUUUGACAGGAAUGAUACCACAAGGGCCACAGUUCUCAUUGUUCGCCAGCAGCUCAUUCAAAGGCAAUGAAGAAUUGUGUGGAAAGCCACUAUCCAAACAGUGCAACAGUUCAGGCACGGGAAACCUGAACUCAUCAGUGUCUUCAAAAGAUAGUGUUGGGACCAUACUGUUGUUUGCGUUUGUGGGAUCCGGGUUCGGAGUUGGCUUUGCUGUGGCACUUGUGUUAUCAGUGGUUUGGCAGGCCAAACGGUGGAACUGCAGUUGUUUCCUGUUUCACCGGUGAUGGUGCUGUAACUUGGAUGUCCGGGUGUUUUUGUGUGCCACAUGAGCUUGUACGGAUCUACUACCUUUUACUUUUAAAGCUAAUCAUGCACUUUUGCUC
This is a messenger RNA of Lolium rigidum, 1794 nucleotides long. Its product is annotated as receptor like protein 27-like. The record is from RefSeq and is a predicted model, not a curated record. The coding region runs from base 49 to 1695 and encodes 548 amino acids. NCBI's taxonomy places the organism in Eukaryota, Viridiplantae, Streptophyta, Magnoliopsida, Poales, Poaceae. The transcript has 2 exons. Gene Ontology annotation, molecular function: protein binding.